This is a messenger RNA of Saitoella complicata NRRL Y-17804, 570 nucleotides long. RefSeq lists its product as uncharacterized. The record is from RefSeq and is a predicted model, not a curated record. Bases 1 to 570 code for a protein of 189 amino acids. NCBI's taxonomy places the organism in Eukaryota, Fungi, Ascomycota, Saitoellomycetes, Saitoellales, Saitoellaceae. Gene Ontology annotation, molecular function: nucleic acid binding. The transcript has a single exon.
AUGUCUGCAGUACCAGUCAGGUCUGCCAUAUUGGGCGCACCGGCUCAGCGCAGUUUCUAUUGCGCCGAUUGCCAGUUAACUCACCUGAGGGCGAUGAAGAAAGUUUGUGAGGCAAUUGCGACCCGCGAUACACUCGUUGUCUUCGUCGACGGAUCCUGCAAGAACAACCGUCACCCCCGCCUUCCCCCUCAAGCUGGCGUUGGAGUCUACUUUGGUCCGUGCUCGCAGUAUAACUUCUCAAGAAGAGUGCCUGUCAGUGAACCACAGAGCAGUACCUGUGCUGAGGUAUACGCGGCAUUCGCAGCCACUGUGUUCAUUCGCGGUAAGUAUCAAUUAGGCAACCAAUCUUCGAUCAAGAAGGUUCUACUGGUUACAGCCUCGGAUCACCUGGUCCAGGUCAUGAGUAACCGAAGCUUUGGUGAGAGGCCAGAGAGUGGUUUGUUGCGAGGGCUGGAGGCACGAAUUACUGCGAUGGCAAAGGACGGAUUGGAGGUCGAAUUUUGUCUCAUCUCGAGAAAUGAGAACAAAGAGGCUGAUAAGCUCGCUAGGGCUUCUGUUAAGGAUGCAUAA